ACAUCGCGGGCCUCAGGCUGAAGACCAUCAUGGUUCCAGUCCUGAGUGCCGCCAUGUUCUACACCAUGUGCAACGCCUUCUCGAGAUGCUGCCCCCCGGACAGCACCACCAUGCCGUGCAAAUGCAGCGGUCCCAGCAGCUUCACUGUCCUCACCUGCGACAACCUCAUCUCGACGCAACAGGUAGCGCAGGUGGCCAAGAACGUGGAAAGUCACACCAAGGAAUUUGGCAAGUUCAGCAUGUACAACGCCAAGGUGAUGGCGCUAGAACCAGGCAUGUUUGGGCAGCUCCGCUUCGAGUACAUCUUCGUGAAGAAGUCUACCAUCACCGAAGUCAAGCACGGGUCUCUGGAACCUUCAAAAGACUCGCUGAAGAGGCUUGAGAUCAUUCACUGCGAGCUGAAGAGCUUCCCGUUUCAGAACGUGUCCACCUUUCCGAAGCUCGAGAGUCUUCAACUGUCGUACAAUAACCUCAAGGCCGUACCAGACUACGCCUUCAAAUACAAUCCCAGCCUUAAGAAGGUGGACUUGUCUUUCAACAAGAUAUCGUACAUCGGCAACUACGCGUUUUACUACGUGCCGUUCCUCCGGGAACUCAAUCUGAGGAACAACAAGCUCAAGAUCAUCAACAACAACGCCUUCGCGGUGCACGUGAAGCCUAAUAACGAUUUCGUCCUGGACAUGUCCAACAACCAGGUGUUGAUGAUCGCCGACGAUGCCUUCCACAACGAGAACUUCAAGGUGCUCAACAUGUCGAGUAACAAGUUGAAGUCGUUCCCCGAGAAACACUUCAGACCGCUCCUUGUUCGGAUGGCAGUCCAACUGGAAGGCACAAUUGACCUUGAAGGCAACCGUAUGAACUGUUCGUGCAGCUCCAUGGAAUGGCUGCUCAAAAUGCAACCGUACUAUCGACGCUUCGUCAAGGGAUUCGUCUGUUCCGAUACCCACAAGACGCUCGAGCACAUGACCUCCUGGGACCUCGGGUGCGCGUAGGAGUGACGUUGAUGACUUGCAUCUUCCUCUGGAAAGAAAAAAACAUCCGCUGACCUCCCGUGGAGGCUUCGUCUCGGUUAUCUGCAAUCGGGUGUGCGGCGAGCCGUCAUGCAUAUCAUGAGCGGGAAUUCGUCACGCGUCGCGAAUGACUUGUGCUUUCUGACGUGCCGGUGGCAUGUGUCGCUGACCGUUAAGGCUUGCCUCGGGCUGCGUUUCGUUUGAAUUGAAGACAGCACUCAGCUGUAUCCGUGUAGGAUGGAGCAAUAUACCACUUUAGCACGUCGGCUUAUACUGAUUUGAAGCCUUGUCUCUCACAAGUGCGUGACAGGCGAAAAACAAAAAUACGACGGCGUAAUUUGUUAAUUUAAAGUAUACUAGCUAAUUACCUAGACGUUCCUCGCAACGAAGCAUUAACUCAUAUA
This is a messenger RNA of Ixodes scapularis (black-legged tick), 1414 nucleotides long. RefSeq names its product protein artichoke. Gene Ontology annotation, molecular function: protein binding. The record is from RefSeq and is a predicted model, not a curated record. Gene Ontology annotation, cellular component: plasma membrane. NCBI's taxonomy places the organism in Eukaryota, Metazoa, Arthropoda, Arachnida, Ixodida, Ixodidae. The transcript is spliced from 3 exons. Bases 30 to 992 code for a protein of 320 amino acids.